CACACAUCCGCUCAGUCAAAGCCCUUAGCCACCGGAGUAUUCCAGACCACAGCAACACUAUGCGGGCUCCGGCGAACCUCCUGCACCGCAGCACGGCCGUCACAGCCGGCCCCAGCGAGCCGUCUCCGUCUCCUUCCUCGCUGCCGCCGCCUCAUCCGGAGCAGCAGCAGACGGCGCCGGUCAUGGCGAUGGACUCGGACAUGGUGGUGAUACUGGCGUCGCUGCUGUGUGCGCUAGUCUGUGUCCUCGGCCUCGGCCUCGUCUCCCGGUGCGUGUGUGGGCGACGACGCUCUAACUCUACUUCAUCCUCCGUGCCUCUUCCCCCGAAAGGCCUCAAGAAGAAGGCCAUCGACGCGCUCCCCACCGUCUCCUUCACCGUGGCCGGUGCCUCACCGCAGUCAUCGUCAUCAGCGGCGGCAUGCUCGUCGUCAUUGGAGUGCGCGAUAUGCCUUGCAGAGUUUACGGACGGAGAGAGCGUGCGCGUGCUCCCGCGCUGCGGCCACAACUUCCACAUGACCUGCGUCGACGCCUGGCUUCGGACGUGCGCCACCUGCCCCUCCUGCCGCGCCCCCAUCGUUGUCACACCGGCUCAGCCGCCGGUGGGGCCAACGGUGGUCGUGGUGGUGGCAACGGCGAACAACAGGUGCAGGAGGUGCGGCGAGCUGGAAGCGCCGGCUGGUGGUGCGGAUAGCACGUUCUUGCCUUAGCUUUUAUCUUACUCUUUUUCGAGUGUUACUGUUAGGUACUAGUAUACUAGUAUUAAUUGCUUGGCAGUUUGUCAGGGAGCCGGAGGAACUGAAUCUUUUGUGAGACAUAUUGGAUGUACGCAUCUCAUGCAUGUGGGCUUCGUGUAAUUUCAAAUCUGCCUUCUAUAAAGUU
Messenger RNA from Triticum aestivum (bread wheat), 879 nucleotides. Its product is annotated as probable E3 ubiquitin-protein ligase ATL44. The record is from RefSeq and is a predicted model, not a curated record. Lineage: Eukaryota; Viridiplantae; Streptophyta; Magnoliopsida; Poales; Poaceae. The transcript has a single exon. Bases 60 to 707 code for a protein of 215 amino acids.